CCGAGACUCUGCAUGGCAGCCGCGAUCCCGGACCGUCCAGUUCAGCGAGGUGACCCACGUGGGGACGGCAGGGGAGGUGUUUUGUCUGUCCGCGUUGAGGAUGUCGGGUCGAACAUCAAGACGAUCCCUCCUGUAACUGUCCCGUGCAAGUACGGAUACUGUGUACGCCCGUACACGCAACAUCUCACUCUCGUUGCGCGUCCCGGUAUCAAACGGGAACUCUCGGCAGUUCCCGGGACACCACCGUCCGCUAUCACAACCGCCCAAGCCGUUCUCCCACGCCAAAACGACUUUCCCCUCGCAAUUCCACGGUCACAGCUGGUCCUGGGCUGGAACGCGCCUGCAGACGCACCCACGUUCUAUCCUGGCUCCAUUGCGUUCCUGGCAAGAGCAUUUGGCAGAGGUUACGUACACGUAGUGUCCAGCUGUAAAAGCUGGCUGCGCUAGCCCUGGUAAUGCGAGACAGAACAGCUCGACCGGGCAGCAGCCAAAGGGCAAAGGAUUGCUUGACUAACAGAGCUGAGGAACGUGUCAACUCCUUCUCCUUUCAUACCUUCCUGAGGUACAUGGUAAGCAGUGCGGCUAAGUUGGCUGAUUAUUGGCAAACAGAGCAAUGCCGGAGAGCGCCGGGGUCCCCUCGCCAGGGCGCCAAUUUCCGGUGUGGCGGCGUCUCCCCUGAGGAGCCGCCCGUCUCGGCCCCACCUGGCCGAGAACCAUUCGACAA
Thermothielavioides terrestris NRRL 8126 is the source of this 724-nucleotide messenger RNA. RefSeq lists its product as uncharacterized. NCBI's taxonomy places the organism in Eukaryota, Fungi, Ascomycota, Sordariomycetes, Sordariales, Chaetomiaceae. The record is from RefSeq and is a predicted model, not a curated record. The transcript has a single exon. Bases 13 to 447 code for a protein of 144 amino acids.